Molecule: messenger RNA, 2629 nt
Organism: Gadus macrocephalus (Pacific cod)
Lineage: Eukaryota; Metazoa; Chordata; Actinopteri; Gadiformes; Gadidae
Product: zinc finger protein 431-like
Exons: 1
Coding region: 199-1593 (464 amino acids)
Biological process (GO): regulation of transcription by RNA polymerase II
Molecular function (GO): DNA-binding transcription factor activity; RNA polymerase II cis-regulatory region sequence-specific DNA binding
Source: RefSeq, a predicted model, not a curated record
AUAGUAGAAUGAUUUACAUCUUCUUCAGUGUGUAAAAGUACAUGCUGUAUCCCUUUGUGCAAAUCAUGAAUUCAAACCAUUACUUUCUCUGUCUUUGUUUUCCUCUCUGAAGAAGACGGCUAUGACAUCAGAGACCGUAGCACGCAGCGCGGCGACACCUCAGAGAGUCUGCGUGUGGACGCCCCUGGCUCCUCCCACAUGGCCAGUCACAACGGGGAGCUGCGGAUCCUGAGCGUCUACGGAAAAGGGCAGGGCCCACUGGCGGUGGACGGCCAUGACACCCUCUUCACCCCGUCAGAAGUGGAGGCCUUGAGCUCGCUGUCCGUGGACCGCAGCGUGGCCAAGAGCCGGAACUGCAGCGUGCGGCUGGUCCGCCUUGAGGAGCUUCACAUGAGGACCCGACCAGACGAGAAGCCGUACGGGUGCGACCAAUGCAAGAAGAGCUUCAGUCAAAGUGAACACCUGAAGAACCACAUGAGGACUCACACCGACGAGAUGCCCUACGGGUGCGACCGAUGCAUCAAGCGCUACAGAUGGAAAGAUUCCCUGAGGAUCCACAAAAUGACUCACUCCGGGGAGAAGCCCUACAGCUGUGACCAAUGCAAGAAGCGCUUCAGUCAGAAAAGCAAGCUGAAGAACCACAUGAAGACUCACACCGGGGAGAAGACCUACAGCUGUGACCAAUGCACGAAGUGCUUCAGUCAAAGUGAACACCUGAAUAGCCACAUGAGGAUUCACACCGACGAGAAGCCCUACAGGUGUGACCAAUGCGCAAAGCGCUUCAGUUAUAGCGGCUACCUGAAGAACCACAUGAGGACUCACACCAGGGAGAAACCCUACAGCUGUGACCAAUGCACGAAGAGCUUCAGUCAGAAAGGCAACCUGAAGAUCCACAUGAAGACUCACACAGGGGAGGAGCCCUACAGGUGUGACCAAUGCGCAAAGCGCUUCAGUUAUAGCUGCUACCUGAAGAACCACAUGAGGACUCACACCAGGGAGAAACCCUACAGCUGUGACCAAUGCACGAAGCGCUUCGCUCAGCAUGGCACCCUGAACGUCCACAUGAGGACUCACACCGGCGAGAAACCCUACGGGUGUGACCAAUGCAUCAAGCGCUUCAGAGGGAAAGAUUCCCUGAGGAUCCACAAAAUGACUCACUCCGGGGAGAAGCCCUACAGGUGUGACCAAUGCACGAAGCGCUUCAGUCGAAAUGAAAGCCUGAAGAACCACAUGAAGACUCACACCGGCGAGAAGCCCUACGGGUGUGACCAAUGCAUCAAGCGCUUCAGAUGGAAAGAUGCCCUGAGGAUCCACAAAAUGAUUCACUCCGGGGAGAAGCCCUACAGGUGUGACCAAUGCACGAAGUGCUUCAGUCAGAGCUACUAUCUGAAGAGCCAUUUGAGGACUCACACCGGCGAGAAGCCCUACAGGUGUGACCAAUGCACGAAGCGCUUCAGUCAGAGCUCGUCCCUGAGGAUCCACAUUAGGACUCACACGGGGGAAAAGCCCCACAGUUGCGACCAUUGCACAAAGCGCUUCGCUCAGCAUGGCGCCCUGUACGUCCACAGGAAGACUCACACCGGCGAGAAGUAGGGCUGGGCGAUAUGACCAAAAUAUCAUAUCUCGAUAUAGGUCAUUCAUAUCCCGAUAACAAUAUAUAUCACGCAAUAGCACAUUUUCUGUAAAUUCAAUGAAUAAAUACUGUAUUUUCCGCACUAUAUGGCGCACCGGAGUAUAAGCCGCAGCAGCUAAAUUUAAUGAUGUGUACAUAAGCCGCACUGGACUAUAAACCACAGGUGUUUUAAUGUUUAAUUACCAUCAGGGCUGGCCCAAAUGCCAUUUUUCAGGCUUCAAAUACACGUUGGUUUUUCCGAGCGAAUAUUCGAAUACUCGUUCAAGAAAAAACACCAUCAAAAACAACAUUAAUAAUCCCUAUAUACUCCCUGGAACCGAUUUUGACAGUAUCUGCAUAUUUUGUUGAAGAUUUAAUAGCUUUUAAAGGUUGAUUAGGCCUAAGUAGGUUGAAGUUCCUUAGUUUUUCCCCGUGAAAGCGAACAGCUGUUGUUCCGUUCCAAAUCAGCUGUCCUCUGCCGCACCGUUAUAUAAGCCGCAGAAGCAGAGAAAAAAAAGAAGAAAAAAAAGGCGCGUCUUAUAGUCCGAAAAUUAUGGUAGUUUAUAUAAAGUGACCACAUGGAAAGGCCUAUUUCGUAGCCCCUCUUUAAGGUACGAACUCACUUUGUCUUGGCUGGUUGUUGGAGUCCUUCUCCCAUUCAGAAUUGUCACGUUCACUCUCCUCCAUGUUUGUUUGUGUUGCGUUCAUGUAUUUUACGUGUGUCCAAAUGACGUAAAAUAUUACCGUGAAGAGUGUGAUUUGCGACAAGACGAUUUAAGCGAUAGAGGAUAAUAUGAAACGAUAGACAUUUUUAUAGCAUCACACGAUAUAUAUCGUCAUAUCGCCCAGCCCUAGCGAGAAGUUUAAUUUCUAACGCAACGUUAGUUUUAUUUCUAACAUUAUCAGAAUCAGGCCCUUUGUCCAAAAUUCCAAACUACCCCUUUAAAGGGAUUCUUUGACACCUGUAUCCAGGUGCUGCUUUUUUUUUUCAUCAUGAUUAAACGCUUUCCAACUUUU